Molecule: messenger RNA, 7557 nt
Organism: Pan troglodytes (chimpanzee)
Lineage: Eukaryota; Metazoa; Chordata; Mammalia; Primates; Hominidae
Gene: ZNF135
Product: zinc finger protein 135
Exons: 4
Coding region: 4558-6606 (682 amino acids)
Biological process (GO): regulation of transcription by RNA polymerase II
Cellular component (GO): nucleus
Molecular function (GO): DNA-binding transcription activator activity, RNA polymerase II-specific; RNA polymerase II cis-regulatory region sequence-specific DNA binding
Source: RefSeq, a predicted model, not a curated record
GUACAUGCAACAUAAAAUUUACCAUUUCAGUCAUUAAAAAUGAACAGUUCAGUGGCAUUAAGCACAUUCACAACACUGUGCAACUACCAGCACUCUCUAGCUCCAAAGACGUUUUCGUCUUGCCCAGAAAGAGAGCCCACAGUCCUCAGCAUGCCUUCGCCGUUUCUGCCCGCCCUGACAACCAGAAUCUGCUUCCUGUCUCUGAGGAUUUCAGGCGCAGUCUUUAGGCCUGACCAAAACUGACCUGCCUAUAUUUUGUUUGACUUACAGAAGGAUUUUUUUUAAGAUAGAUGCCAACAUUUGUUUAAACCAUAAAAAUCUGGCUUUCUGGUCUGCCAGGAAGAACCAGAUGGUCUCCAAAGAGUGGGCCCGCCUCUCCUGCUAGGCUGGAGCAGAAUGUGGGCAGGCGGUGACGUCACAGCGGGGAGCCAGCCUCGGACUCGGCUUCUCACCCGUCCCCAACUCCUUGUUGUCGGACACUCGUCCCCUUUCAAGCAAAAGCCUUACAAGUUUUUGCCUUUUUCUUUUUCUCCUCCCAACUUCACUUGGAAACACAGUGUUGGGCUGACUGUGAAUCCGCACAGGCUGAGACAUUUUUCCAAGUCGCCUUCUAAAUCAAAAGCCUUUGGACUUACCCACGUCACAUCCGCCUGCUGCUGCUUCUCAACCAAGCUGCCCCCACUCUCGGCCUCUGUCCCCGAUGGCCCUCUCGGGCUGUGCAGGUCCCACGGACCCACCGCUGCCUUCACUUCAUCCUCGCUGCCGCGCUUGCCUUCUCACGCUUGCCUUCUCGGAGCGCCCCCUAACCGGGCCUCCGGACCUUGCUUCCCGGCUCCCUCAGGCAUCCCCAGCUUUUCCCUGCAGUCCCCACUGGGGGCUCCUGGCUCUAUCCUAUGCCUUAAUUGCUGGUGGGCUCCAGCUCCCCUCCUGGCACCUUCUCUCUCAUCCUGCAAAGGAGGAGCUUCUUCUACAGAGCUCAGGAUGGAGGGUGGGGUCUCGGCCCCGCAGUCAGCCCAUUACUCUCGGAAGCCCCCCUGAGCCUUCUCUCAGGCGCAGAUUGAUCGUCUCGGACAACGGGAUGUGUAGAGAUAGCUCUCCCGAGUGCCCCCACUUGUUGGGAGCCAGGGGCUCAUUCCAUGCUGUUUCCAUCUCGGUCUCCACCUGCUGGAGGCACAAUCACAGCUCAGUUUGUUGGUGCCAGAGUUGCACAAGAAAGUGGGUGCCAUUGAACACGAGGCAUCAGUCAGGCUCCAGCCUACCUGGGCUGGCCCCAGAGACAUCCAUCUGGUGUCCCUCAGUUCUCCAAUUGAGUUUGUCCAAAUAACUCAUCUUCCCUUGUGCAAAAACAAAAAACAACAACAAAGAAAACAACGCAAACUGCCUCCCCUCUGGGGUUCCCACUCCCCUCAGAGGGACCACCCCCGUCCAAGGCCCCACAAGGAUUUUUGAUUGCCCUGGGAACCCAGCUCCCAAUCCCUCUCAGUUCUCUUUUCUCCUCUGCACCAUCAGCCCCAGGCUCUCUCCCCAUUUCUUGAAUGCCUGCAGCUGCCUCUAAGCAAACUCUGCCUCCAGCCCGUUCCCUCUGCCCCAUCCCCAUCCUGCAGCCAACAGGGUCCCUCUAAAAUGCAGACACUGAAAAGACAAAGCCCAGCAGGGCAGCUCUAUCGUGUCCUUUGUGGCCCUGCUGCCUCCACAGCCCCCAGCAAUGGGAUGGUGGAGGCUGGUGUCCUUAACUCACUGUGUCUCCACCUAACUCCACACUGCCUCUCACCCUGGCCUCCUCCUGAGCCUAGAACAGUCUCCACUGCCAUACUUGACCACACCCAGCAUACAACAGGUCCUACAGAGUGAAGGGAUGAGUGACUCAAUGAGUGAGGGGAAGUCCCUGUGGAGACACCGAGACACCAUUGUGGGCUGCAGUUUCCAGCCGGGGAAGCCUCCCUCGACCUCUGAGGGGAGGUGGGCCACCCCUUGAGGGCCACUCUCAAUGCGCUCCACCUUGGCUGACGGAAGCAAGGACGUGGCCCAGGAUCCUGGAGGGCCACUCUUGUGUGCUCCACCUUGGCUGACAGAAGCAAGGACGUGGCCCAGCGUCCUGGAGGGCCACUCUCACGUGCUCCACCUUGGCUGACAGAAGCAAGGACUUGGCCCAGGGUGCUGGACCAGUUGUGGCAGCUGCCGCAACUCACGAAAGCCACCACGUGGUGUUCUUCACCUAACUUGCCCAGUCCCAAGCCCCUGCCCGAGCUGCAGUGAGACAGAGCACUAGCCCCUCUCUUCUCUUUAGGUUCACCCCAGCUGUGGAAGCCCCAGCACCUCAGCACGCCUCCCUUGCCCUGUGCCUUCCUCUGCCAGCAACCCCCAAAGACUCCAACACCCCCAUCACGAUGUGCCCCAGUCUCCUGUCCUCCAGCCCUUGUCACAGGAGCUGUGAGCCCAGCCCUGGGCACUUCAUGCUCUGGAAGACCGGAGUCUCACACGCCACCUUUCUCCCUGGCAGCCAGGGUCUCUUGGGUCAGAGGAGGGCUGGACACUGCCAGGUUUUGAAGCUGUCAAAAAGAUUUUUUUUUUUAAAGGGAGAAAUAUGUCCAGGGAGCUGUAACUGUUACAGUAUAUUUUAAAUGUAUGUGUUGAACAGAUUAACUUUUUAAACAUUAACAUACAGCAUGACACAGUUCUGCUAUCCAUGCUGUGAUUGCAGGAUUGCUUGGAAGCUGCACUGAUGUGCAGCCCACCUGCUCAUGGUGGGGGGUCCUGUUCCAGGCCACAGAGAGGCAACAAGCAAUGCUCUGCUUGGAGAUUCGUACAGGAAGCCAAGAAGGAGCUGAGAGGGGCCCAGCCAGUGGUUACAAGAGACAGCAGGAGGUUCAGACCACAGCAAGGGUGGCACCGGAGUAGCCUCCAACUCAUCUUAUUUGACUGGUAGAGUGUUAUUAAAGCCUUUGAAAUCCCUACCAGCUUUUAAAAAUCAAGAGAUUUCACAUAGAAAUCCUGAUCUCUGGGUUCUUUAGAGAAAUCCAGACCUGGGACGCUGGGCUUACCAGUCCGCACGACCCCACUUGGCUGGAGCCAAGCAGCACCUGCCCCUAUGGAAAGAGCCCGCCCCUGUAGAAAGAGCCCGCCCCUGCAAAAGCAUGUACGGUUUAGAAACCUGGCUGAGAAAAACAGAGGAUCAGAAGGUCUGAGGGAGGAAACAGAGGGGCAAGUUUGAGGGAGCUGGGCAGGGCCGCCUGGCCACCAUCAGGGCUGAGCAGGCUCAGUGUGGCACCACUGACAGCUUCUCACCAGGACUAUCAGACCGCUUGGGAAAAAGACUUCACCAUGAGUUGUGUGUUCAUACCUUUUGAUCCAGUAAAAGGAAACGGUUGGGGGGGGGAGGGGCAAGAGUAUACAUUUUGUGAAAGAAAAAAUACACAAAAAGAUGUUUUGUGGCAUUUGGGUUUGUGAGUUCGAGAACUGAAAAAUGGCAUUUUAUGUAUAAUGGAAAGCCUCUUUACUGCUGUAGAGUGAAAAGCAGGCUGGCUUUCAGUGCGACGGUCGCAAAUGUGGGGCUUUACAGUACUUGGAAUGUACAGGACACCCUUAAAAGCCAAGAAGCUUGCCUUUGCUUUGUUUACAUCAGUGCAUUAUGAUUUUGAGCCAUUAUAUCUCUUCAUAAUUGCCACUGUUUUAGGGCUUAUGAAAUUUAAAGUCUCAACUUAUGUGUUAACCAGCCAAAUCUUUUCAAGUGUCUGUGUGUGGUAUGAGAAUUCGUAUUGUGUUCUCUGCUGUUUUCAGAGUUGUUUCAGUCAAAGAAAAAAAAAUGCCCGUCUUAAAACUUUUCCUCUGCUUCAAAUACAGCUCCCAAGCCCAGGCUGAUUGGAAUUAAUCUGUCCUCCCUUAAAAGGGCAAAAGCACAAGGCUCAGCCCUGGCUUUCCCAGCUCCUCUGGUCUCGCUGCUCCACAGACGUGUGACGUACGCUGGUGAAACGAAGCCCGCUUGAAUGGGGGCUUCACUAUUGUGUGCUGCUGAACCUAGGCCUAGCGCCUGGCAGGCUUUGGUGAAUGUUCAGAAAAUGACAGUUCAUUUCGUGUCAGCGAGGGCACACCAGCUUUGAAUAUUUUGCUGCUGUUCAAAUGCACAAUUUUGACAAUUACCUAGCAAUGUCCAAAGUCGUCAUAAUUGUUAGUGUCUUGCACGUGAUGUUCCUUAUAACCAUGUAAUAAAUACAGUGUGAAGUCUCCAUGGCUGCCUCAGUGUGGAAAAUGCAAAGACUCCCGUGUGUGCGAUCUUGGUGAAUGUUUUGGUUGAAAGUAUGUGUUUUGAAAAAAUCAUUGCUUUGUUUGCAGCAGUAAAACUGACGGCAGAGUUUCCAACACGAAAGCCCGUGUGGUCGCGCCGGGAGCUCACGGCGUUCCAAGCGGCCCUUAUCCCGCGUUGAUGCCCAGGCACCCCGCGCGCCCUGUUUCACCAGGCCCAGUCACUCCAGCUCCAGCAGCACUGAGAGCCCACGAACGCCAAAGGCGAGAGCGAGGUGGGGGAGGGCGGCCGGAAAUGCGCGCGCGGCUCUCUGGGAAAUGGAGUUAGGCGCGCGCCGGCGCAGUGUCGGCUGCCGGUGCCGCGGCCUUUGUCUCGCAGUCAGGAGGGAGCAAGUGACGUUUGAGGACGUGGUAGUGGACUUCAGCCAGGAGGAGUGGGGGCAGCUGAAGCCUGCCCAGAGGACCCUGUACCGUGAUGUAAUGCUGGACACCUUCAGGCUUCUGGUCUCUGUGGGACAUUGGUUACCGAAGCCGAAUGUCAUCUCCCUGCUGGAGCAAGAGGCAGAGCUGUGGGCGGUGGACUCUGGACUUCCCCAAGGCGUGUACCCAGAGAUUAAGGGACAUUUCCAGUUUUUGCUUCUUUCAGACUUGGAAACUAGACCCAAAGUCAAACUGUCAGUUCUAAAGCAAGGCAUCUCUGAAGAAAUAUCCAACAAUGUCAUCUUGGUAGAAAGAUUCCUGUGGGAUGGUCUGUGGUACUGCAGGGGUGAGGACACUGAGGGCCACUGGGAAUGGAGUUGUGAGAGUCUAGAGAGCCUGGCAGUGCCGGUGGCCUUCACGCCUGUGAAGACGCGUGUUCGGGAGCAGUGGCAGAGGAAUGGGUUUGGGGAAAACAUAAGUCUGAACCCUGAUCUCCCACAUCAACCAAUGACUCCUGAAAGACAAGGCCCCCACACAUGGGGAACACGUGGAAAAAGGGAGAAGCCAGACCUAAAUGUUUUACAGAAAACCUGUGUAAAAGAGAAACCCUACAAAUGUCAGGAAUGCGGAAAGGCCUUUAGUCACAGCUCAGCACUUAUCGAACACCACCGGACGCACACAGGAGAGAGACCUUACGAAUGUCACGAAUGCUUAAAAGGCUUCCGGAACAGCUCGGCACUUACCAAACACCAGAGAAUCCAUACUGGGGAGAAACCCUAUAAAUGCACUCAGUGUGGGAGGACCUUCAACCAAAUUGCCCCACUGAUCCAGCACCAGAGAACUCACACAGGCGAGAAGCCCUAUGAAUGCAGCGAAUGUGGGAAAUCCUUCAGUUUUAGGUCCUCCUUCAGCCAGCACGAGCGAACUCACACAGGCGAGAAGCCCUACGAGUGCAGUGAGUGCGGGAAAGCCUUCCGGCAAAGCAUCCACCUCACCCAGCAUCUGCGAAUCCACACUGGGGAGAAACCCUAUCAGUGUGGUGAGUGUGGCAAGGCCUUCAGCCACAGCUCAUCCUUGACCAAACACCAGCGAAUCCACACAGGGGAGAAGCCCUACGAGUGCCAUGAGUGUGGAAAAGCCUUCACCCAGAUCACACCACUGAUUCAGCACCAGAGGACCCACACAGGAGAAAAGCCCUAUGAGUGCAGUGAGUGUGGGAAAGCCUUCAGUCAGAGCACACUCCUGACCGAGCAUCGGAGGAUUCACACAGGAGAGAAGCCCUAUGGAUGCAACGAGUGUGGGAAAACCUUCAGCCACAGCUCCUCACUCAGCCAGCAUGAGCGGACACACACAGGAGAGAAGCCCUAUGAGUGCAGUCAGUGUGGGAAGGCCUUCCGGCAGAGCACACACCUCACCCAACACCAGCGAAUCCACACAGGGGAGAAGCCCUAUGAAUGCAAUGACUGCGGCAAGGCAUUCAGUCACAGCUCGUCCCUCACCAAACAUCAGCGAAUCCACACUGGGGAGAAGCCCUACGAAUGCAACCAGUGUGGCAGAGCCUUCAGCCAGCUUGCUCCCCUCAUUCAGCAUCAGAGGAUCCACACAGGAGAGAAACCCUAUGAAUGUAACCAGUGUGGCAGAGCCUUCAGCCAGAGCUCCCUUCUCAUCGAACACCAGAGGAUUCACACCAAGGAAAAGCCGUAUGGGUGCAAUGAGUGUGGGAAAUCCUUCAGCCACAGCUCCUCGCUCAGCCAGCACGAAAGGACGCACACUGGGGAAAAGCCCUAUGAGUGUCACGAUUGCGGAAAGUCCUUUAGGCAGAGCACCCACCUCACUCAGCACCGGAGGAUCCACACAGGAGAGAAGCCAUAUGCAUGCAGGGACUGUGGAAAGGCCUUUACCCACAGCUCCUCCCUUACCAAGCACCAGAGAACUCACACUGGAUAAACCCACUCCACAUGUGCUGGGGACAUAGGAAGACCUUAAGCCAUAGCUCAUCCCUUUCUAGAUUUGACCCAAUCAUACACAUGAGAAACGUACAUUCAUACACAAGCCUUUUCACACAGCACUCCCCUCAGACACCCUCAGAGAGUUCACACUGAUGGGAAAUGACCAUGGGACCACCAAGCUCUAGGUCAUCCAUCCCUGCAUUCAAAUAGUAGGGAAACGUGGAGAUAAUCAACACUCAGGACCUUCAGCCUCGAACGCCCAUUAGUGCUAUGUUAUAGAACCUACAAAAAAGAAAUGGAACAAAUGUAGUGGAUCCAGGGAACGCUUUUGUCCAAGGAUUCACCGUAUUCCAAACCAGAGAUGUUCAAAUUGGUGAGAAACCCAACAAAUGCCUUUCAUAUAUACGAGAACCAAAUGAAGUCAGAAUUUGCCAUUAUUGCACAUUACAUUUUUGGGGGGGGAAGUGCUUAUGAAUGGUGCAGGUUGACUCUGAUAUUCAUUCCCAAAUGACAAUAUGGCAGAGUGUUCCAGAAAUGAGAGUGGCAUCUUUAUGGAAUCACUAUGGAUAUUGACUGUCUCAGUAAACAGCUGUCUUGUCUGUGUGUAUAUUGUUUGAUCAGGGUACAUGGCAGCCAGUCACAGAUUGGAAUUACAUAUGACAAAGUAUCAGUGUACUAUAAACAGGUUUUUAGUUAUCCCUGCAUUAUUUUUGCAAUUAAUCUUUAUAUGCAAUGAGAUUGAAAAGCUUUGUAUGGGAAGACUCAAAAUGUAAAGCUGCUUCCGUAGAGUCUCACUGAUUCUGAGAUGGCUUUUGCUGCUCUGUUCUCCCUCUACAUUUCUCUGCAGAACUCGCGUUAGAAACACAGAUAUUUGUUUUACAAAAAGGGAGAUGCUUCCUUUGUUAAACCAUCGUCUUAUAAGCAAUAGCAAAUUCAUGUUAGAAACUUC